AAAAAACGUCAAAAUGCACAAAAAGACUCUCAUCUUGGGCGUUGCUUUAUUGCUCUUCGCCUUGUUCGCUGUUGUAGCAAGAGCUGCCGAAGAACCAGAAUUCGAAAUGACAGAUGCCCUCGACAGAUUAACUUCUGGCAUGGAUUGUGCCAAUGAAGAAGAAGCUUUGGCUGAUUCCUUGGUUGAAUCUUUCAUCAGAUCAUCAGGUGGUAGAAGCAGUGGUGGUUCCAGAGGUGGUUCCAGAGGUGGUUCUAGAGGAAGCUCCAGAGGAUCAUCAAGAGGAGGUUCCAGAGGUGGUUCCAGAGGAUCAUCAUCUAGAGGAUCAUCAAGAGGUGGUGGUAGAAGAGGAUCAUCUUCUUCAUCAAGAGGUAAUGGAAGAAGAGGUGCUUCUUCAUCAUCAAGAGGUAAUGGUAGAAGAUCCAAUGCUAAUUCUGGUGGUGGAAGAAGAGGUGGAAACACUAGAGGAGGAAACAGAAGAGGAGGAAAUACUAGAGGUGGAAACAGAGGUGGAAACAGAAGAGGUGGAAAUACUAGAGGAGGUAAUAGAAGAGGUGGAAAUACUAGAGGACCAUCUAGAACUAGACCAUCUACUAGACCAACCAGACCAUCAACCAGACCAACUACAAGACCAACAACUAGACCAACUACUAGACCAACUGCUCCAGUAGCUGCUAGACCAACUGUCAAUACUCCUGCUGGUCCAGUCGGUUCAAAGAUUGCUGCUGCCAUUUCUUCUAGAUAUGGAAAUGUUGCCAAGCCAGGUGGUUAUUGUGCUAGAGCUGUCAGAACUGCUGUUGAAGCUGCUACUGGCAAGACCAUUCAAAGAACUACCAGUGCUAAGGAUUAUGGUCCAAGUCUUGAAAAGGCUGGAUUCAAGAAGGUUUCUGGUCCACCAAAGGUUGGUGAUGUUGCCAUCUUUGGAUCUGUUCCUGGACAUCCUCACGGACAUAUGCAAGUAUACACUGAAAAGGGAUGGGUCAGUGAUUUCAAACAAAGAGAUCAAUUCCCAGGUCAAGCUUACAGAAGUAGAAAUGCUCAAAUGACAACUUACAGAUCUGAAUAAAUUUUUUGUCAUUUUGUCC
Messenger RNA from Naegleria gruberi, 1082 nucleotides. RefSeq lists its product as uncharacterized. The transcript is spliced from 3 exons. NCBI's taxonomy places the organism in Eukaryota, Heterolobosea, Eutetramitea, Acrasida, Naegleriidae. The record is from RefSeq and is a predicted model, not a curated record. The coding region runs from base 14 to 1063 and encodes 349 amino acids.